Molecule: messenger RNA, 4212 nt
Organism: Malassezia vespertilionis
Lineage: Eukaryota; Fungi; Basidiomycota; Malasseziomycetes; Malasseziales; Malasseziaceae
Gene: REV3
Product: DNA-directed DNA polymerase
Exons: 1
Coding region: 1-4212 (1403 amino acids)
Biological process (GO): error-prone translesion synthesis; double-strand break repair via homologous recombination
Cellular component (GO): nucleus; zeta DNA polymerase complex
Molecular function (GO): nucleotide binding; DNA-directed DNA polymerase activity; DNA binding
Source: RefSeq, a predicted model, not a curated record
AUGCAGCGUGGAGUGUUGCGGAUGCCCAGUCCGGUGGCGGACCCAGCGUUGCGGGUGUACCUGACGACGUUUGACUAUGUAGUUCAGGCGCCGGGUCCGUACGACAGGGCACAAAGUGUAUUUACGCGACGCAGUGCGUUGCUGCCGCGUGUGCCUGUAGUUCGCGCCUUUGGCGUGACACCGACCGGACAACACGCAUGCAUGCACAUCCAUAAUGUAUUUCCCUACUGUUUUGUCGAGUACAAAGGCGAGCUAAAGCCUGAUGUGGUCUUGCCAUAUAUACAGCGCUUGGGGCACGAGCUGAACCGCGCAUUUGGACAUGCCUUUCAGCAGCCAAACCGCGAGAUGCAGCUCAUUGCUGCGAUCCAUUUAUGCAAGGCACACCCUUUUUAUGGGUACCACGAGCAGCAGCACUACUAUUUAAAGAUAUCAUACGUGGAUCCAAAUUUGCGCAUUCGCCUUGCUUCCAUUCUCGCGAGUGGCAAGGUUAUGGAAACGCGGUUCCAGCCGAUGGAGGCACACGUCCCUUUUAUCCUGCAGUGGAUGCUGGACUACAAAUUGUAUGGCUGCAGUUUCAUGAAUGUGAAGCAGGCACAUUUUCGGCAUCCCUGGCCAGACACAGAGGGGCAUGAUACGCGCUGGGACGAGACUACGAUCCCCGCAUCAUGGCGAGAUACGCACCAUCUGGCAAGAGAUACAUACUCGGCGCUGGAAUGCGACGUAGACGCUUGCAUGAUUCUGAAUCGAACCGAGGACAGAGGAGAAGGCGAAGGAUUUUUGGUCCCGAGCUUACGUGCACUUUGGGAUUGCGAGAAAGCGCGACGCAAGGAAAUGGAUUUGCCGCUCACACCCACACCACACGGAGCGACACAGCGCUCGUGUGCGAGUACACAAGUGAAAUGGGUCGCUUCCGAACGGCAUAAGGCUAUCUUGGACGAGCGGAUCAAGGACGAGCCUCUUGGUGAGGCGGACAUGCGUGUACCUACGCUGGACGAAUAUAUUCUCGACGCGUCCGAGACCGUUGCGCUAUUUCAUCCCAACGGACUGGAGAAACUUGCGCGAGAAUCCCCAAACGGCAAUUCUGCCAAGAUGUUUGAUCUCGGAUACGUGCAUUCUCAGUCGCAAGGAGAGACGGUAGCAGAAUUGGCACUGUCCCUCUUUCCUAGCCAAGAAUCUUACGAUAAACCAGUGCAAAUUCUGCCUGCAAAAACACCAACAAGCCCUGUCGCGCCGCAGCCCAUUGUGCUUCCACCCACGAAAUGCGCGAAAACGGCAGCAGCGCCCGCCCUGAAGGCGCGCAAGAACUGGUUCGAAUUCCGUGUACCGGCGCCGACAACAACCGAAGUGCUCGACUCAUUUUCCAUGUUUGGACUGCCGAACGUUGCAUAUAACGCGCCGCACUACACGACGCCGUCAGAUAUCCCGCCACAUUCUCGCACAUACGCAGGAAAAUCGUUUUCAUUUCGCUCCAGUGCAUUGCAGCACUUGCCGAGCUUCACAUUUUGGCCCGAUCGGCACAAUGCAAGCACCGGUCAGGCCGGCCAUGUGCGGUGGUGGCAGCUUGAUACGCAACCCCCUUUGGUACGUAGCGUACGUGCAUGGGGAGAACAGCACGCAGCAGACGACCAAGCGCGCCGCCUGGCGCGCCGCCAGCAGGUCAUUUCGCAAAUCGACAACAAAGGCUCUGUGCAGCACAGCAGCUCGGCUCAGAGUGCCACGCCGAUUGAAAAAAGCUUGCAAGAACACAUGACACUGCUUGCGUUAGAGCUACUCGUCUGUACACGCGACGAUAUCUUGCCGGAUCCGCAAUGCGACGAGAUUGCCGCUGUGGUCUAUACCUACAUGCAUGACUCGGCUUCAAAGGAAGCGUCUCUGUACAUCCAACGAUCACACGUCAUUUUGGUGUCCAGUACUCCGGUUCGGCUUGCACUGCCAGACCUGACUGUUGUCGAAACGGAGUUGGAGCUGCUCAAUCUUGUCGUAGAUGUGGUCCGUGCGUUGGACCCUGACUUGCUUGCAGCGUACGACGUGCAUCGCUCUUCCUGGGCGUACCUUGCCGAGCGUGCAUCGGCAUUCUACGAGUACGAUCUAUGUACAGAGCUCGGACGUGCCAAGCGCGGCCAUGCAAUGAAUCCGCCAGACAGCUGGUCGUCCAAAAAAACCUCCUCGCUGCGCAUUCAAGGCCGGCAUGUUAUUAAUAUUUGGCGCUUGAUGCAGAGUCAAGUAGCGUUGACGCAGUAUACCCUGGAGAGCACGGUACAUCAUAUUUUGCACCGACGUAUUCCGCACUACUCGCAUGCGACGCUCACCAUGUGGCUCCAGUCGGGGCGCGCAAAUACGAUGGUUAAAGCCAUUUCGUACGUCGCGCGACGCAUAGCAUUCAGUCUGCUUUUGCUGGAAAAGUCCGGGGUGCUUUUCCGCACGGCUGAAUUUGCAAGGAUCUACGGGACAGAUUUUUUUUCAGUGUUGUCUCGCGGAUCGCAGUUUCGCGUAGAGUCGGUGCUAUUGCGCAUUACGAAAGCACAAAACUACAUCCUGCCCUCGCCGAGCCGCGAGCAAGUGGGCCAGCAAAACGCAGCGGAAUGUAUCCCUUUGAUUCUGGAGCCACGAUCGGGUAUGUACGAUAGCCCUGUGCUUGUGAUGGACUUUCAAUCGCUUUAUCCAUCGAUGAUGAUUGCGUACAAUAUUUGCUACUCUACCUGCCUUGGUCGCUUGGAGUUGUUCAAAGGCACGUACAAGCUUGGGUUCACAGAGCACACGCUUCCGCAAGGCCUCUUGCCGCGUCUGCGCGAGCAUGUGAACAUCAUGCCAAAUGGCCUCAUGUUUGUCAAGCGUCAUAUCCGCGAGAGUACACUUUCCCGCAUGCUCCGCGAAGUGUUGGAUACGCGCGUGAUGAUUCGCCAAGGAAUGCAUGGGGUGCACGACAAGGCAUUGCACCGGCGGCUUAAUGCGCAGCAACUAUCCCUAAAACUCCUGGCAAAUGUCACGUAUGGGUAUGCCGGCGCGAGCGCUUCGGGACGCAUGCCCUGUGUCGAGAUUGCAGACGCGAUUGUCCAAUGCGGCAGGGAAACGCUGGAGCGAGCCAUGUCUUUGAUUGAAAGUACGCAAGCAUGGGGCGCCGAGGUGGUGUAUGGCGAUACAGACAGUCUGUUUGUCCACCUUCCCGGCCGGAGCAAGCAGGAUGCGUUCGCAAUUGGGCACGCGAUUUCAGACGCGGUCACACGUUUGAAUCCUGAGCCAGUAAAACUCAACUUUGAAAAGGUGUACCAUCCGUGCAUUCUGGUGGCCAAGAAACGCUAUGUGGGGUACAAAUUUGAGUCGAUAGUACAACCGCUUCCUGUGCUGGAUGUGAAAGGACUUGAGAUGAUUCGGCGCGAUGGGAAUUUGGCGCUGCAGCGGAUGCAAGAAGCAUGCGUACGGAUCCUGUUCGACACCAAAGACAUCUCUGCGGUAAAGCGAUACUGCCAACGCCAGUGGGAAAACAUAUACGCGGGAAAAGUGUCGCCAUUGCACCUCAUCACGGCCAAGCAAGUUCGGCUUGGAUCGUACAGAAGCCAUGCUCAACUCCCGCCUGGCGCCGCGCUAGCGGCACGCGAAAUGCUGCACGACACGAAUUGCGUGCCGCACCAAGGCGAGCGCAUCCCUUUUCUGAUACGCCACGGUCCGCCGGGCGCAAAGCUGAAUGAUCUUGCUGUGAAUCCGCGCGCUGUACUGGACGACCCGACGUUUGUAUUGCAUGCAGACUACUACAUUCGCCGGAUGAUUGUUCCUGCAUUGGCGCGCCUUUUUAACCUGAUUGGCAUCAACAUCCAGUCGUGGCUGGACGAAAUGCCGCCCAUCCGUGCGCGAAACAUGUCCAAUGUCGCAUUUUCGCAUGGGUACAGCAGAGAGACGUGUCUUCUUUGCGGGCAGCACACUUUGCAGCUAUUUUGCCAGGAUUGCACCCUGAACCCAGAAACGUCGCUCUUCCACGCUUUGGAGCCGCUCCGGGAGGCGGAGCACAAGCAAGUGGCGCUCCAUGCAAUAUGCAACGCUUGUGCAGACGACGGCUCGAGUGAACGGCCGCCGUGCGUUUCGUUGGACUGCGCCCUUACUUAUGCACGCGCUAAAAACGACGCCGACGUCAUGGAAAAGGCCCGUGUGGUGCGUCUUGCAACGGAGCAUCUUGUACAUAUUCAUCCUGCGCAAGACGCAUGGGCGCACAGCAAAUAA